Ostrinia nubilalis (European corn borer) is the source of this 1782-nucleotide messenger RNA. RefSeq lists its product as uncharacterized. The coding region runs from base 107 to 832 and encodes 241 amino acids. Gene Ontology annotation, molecular function: N-acetyltransferase activity. NCBI's taxonomy places the organism in Eukaryota, Metazoa, Arthropoda, Insecta, Lepidoptera, Crambidae. The transcript is spliced from 6 exons. The record is from RefSeq and is a predicted model, not a curated record.
CAGUCGUUUUUAGCCAGUUGGAGGCUGCAGUGGUAAAAAGUUUUUAUGUCAGUGUUAUAAGUAGACUACUUCAUCAAUCAAGGUUAGCAAUAGGAAAACGAUCAAUAUGCCCUGGAAAAGACCAGACAGCGUCCCCAAAGGGCAAGUUUGGAGCACCUUCAAAGGUCGGGAUAGGGAUGGAAAGCCUGGUCUAUCGUUCCAAAUCCGCGACAUGGAAGACGAGUACAAGGAGCAAUGCCUGGAUCUGAUGCAGGAGACGUUCAUGAGGGAUGAACCGCUCUGCAAGAUAUUGGACAUCAAGUCAGACCCAACAUCAAUAAGAACAAUCCGGGACAACUGGGAGGCGUACAUGUCGCAAGGAGUCAGCCUGGCGUGCUUCACGGAGGAGGACGGAAAGCCCGGCACUCUGGUGGGGUUCAAUAUUGUGCUGGUUAAGAGUAAGGACGACUCUGAAGAGGAUAUGGAGAACGUAAAAGGAGAGACCUGGAAGAAAGUGCUCAAGACGUUAGUGGCUGCUGAGGACCUGGUAAACGUGUUUGACCACUACGGGGUGGACAAGUUUCUGACGUCGAGCGGGCUAACGGUACUGCCGGAGUUUAGAGGGCAGAACAUUGGUGCAAAGAUAUUUGAUGCCAGAGAGCCUCUCUGCAAAGCCCUCGGGAUCAAGGCUACAGCCACAGUCUUCACAGCCAUAACCUCUCAAGUUCUAGCAGCCAAGUGCGGGUAUGAGGUCCUGGCCGAACUGCCCUACUCCGCCAUGAUGGAGAAGGGGGUAGACCUGACCAACUGCGAAUGCAAGUCUGCUAAGCUGAUGGGCAGGAAGUUCACGUAGUUUUUAUUUAUACGGAUAAAGGAAGAAGCACACUUAUCAACCCGAAAACGGAUUGUAACCGUAUCAGCUCGAGGCGGUCAGCAUUCCUUGUAUGAAACUCCGUACUGCAACGCACGCUUUUCCGCACCGUGACGUAGGUACUCGUAAAUACUUCGCCUUGCGGCGAAAGGAAAUGCCGUGUUGAUCCCUUUCCGGGCUGAUAAGUGUGCUAUGACCUUUAGAAACCCCGUAGAUUACAGACUUUUAGUAGACCGGUAAUUGGGUAGGCUUCCAAUUUGUAUGAGGAGUCGGCCGAUACCAAAUCGGUGUAGUGUGCGCACUUCCAUACAUGUCCAAGUCCAUACUGAUUAACUUUUUGGAACCGUUAUGAAAAGAAUAUUGGUAAACUUGUCGACAAGUGUAUUCGCUGAAAUUCAGCAUCGUUGUAUCAAUGCAAGUAGCAUUCUAACUGUAAUACUUAAUGUAUGGGCAGGUCCCUUUCCCACUGGGAAAUUUUAUUUUUGCUUUAAGAAAAAAUGCUUACGGGCCUCAGGGGACAACCCGAUCGAGGUAACUGCGCACCUGGCAGCCGUGACGUCAUAUUGAUGCUACGGUAUGAGAGUCGCAUUCCAGCGAAGUGUGCAUUUAUCUCAAUCGUGUUGUACCCCGUAGGUAAAAGUUGGCUUUGUGUAUAGAGAUGUAUGUUGUGUACUUAUCUUAAACUUAUAUAUCGACACCAAAAAAUGCACCAUUUUCUAUGCAUAAGACAUAAGACUUAGUAACUUUUCGGUAUUAGCUAUAUGUAUAUUUUAAAGUUAAACAUUUUAUUUGAAACAAGCAUUUUUUUAAAAGCCUCAUUAUCGCUUGUAGACAAACUAACAUUCGAUUUCGAUUAGAAAUAGUGUAAAAAAGUUAUUAUGCGCAUUUAAUGGUUAAAUAGUGAACUGUUUACACAAAUAUACAAUAAUAUA